This is a messenger RNA of Mucor velutinosus, 1344 nucleotides long. RefSeq lists its product as uncharacterized. Gene Ontology annotation, molecular function: inositol phosphate phosphatase activity; acid phosphatase activity. The record is from RefSeq and is a predicted model, not a curated record. Bases 1 to 1344 code for a protein of 447 amino acids. The transcript has a single exon. NCBI's taxonomy places the organism in Eukaryota, Fungi, Mucoromycota, Mucoromycetes, Mucorales, Mucoraceae.
AUGCGUGUUACUCUGUCUGCUGUCGCUGCGCUCGGUCUCCUCAGUGCCCAAGUAUUGGCCAAGAAAAAUACUGCUGAAAGUGCUUCUGAUAAUGGAUUUCUUGACACUGAUUGGAUCAAGCAGCAUUUGGGCGCUCGUGGAGGUUAUCCAUCUAAUUCUGUCCCUCAAACGGAUCCCAUUGUCAAAAAGUACCAUGUGGAUCAAAUGCAGGUCAUUAUCCGCCAUGGCACUCGUUAUCCUGAAGAUAGCGAUACUGAAGGCAUCAAUGAUGCUCUUGCCUUGUUGGCCAAGAGUAAGAAUGCUACUCUCACUGGUUGGGUUGCUGAUUAUGACAACAAGUUCUUGCCUCGCCGUGCUGGUGCCUUGGAUAGAAACGGUCAAUUGGAGCAUUACUUACACGGUAAACGUUUGGCCAAGAGUUACCCUGAUCUAAUUGAAUCUGUCAUUGAUGACGAUGUUGUUCAAUUUACCGCAUAUUCUUCUUGGUCCAACCGUACUUCUCAAUCUGGUCAAGCUUUCUGUAUGGGUACGUUUGAAGGUUAUGGCGCUUUGGGCAAGAAGAACAUGCUAGCAGUUCCUCAAUUGAGUUAUGCCCAAAAUAAUGACUCUUUGAUUGCUUUCCACAAGUCUUGUCCUCGUUGGCAAAAGGAGGUUGACAAUGCUGGACUCGUCGAUGCUGCUAUUGAGCCUCUCAAGAAAGCUUACAUGGCCCCUAUUGCUGCUCGUCUCACCAAGGAUUUGGGCAUCAACAUCACUGCUUCUGAUGUCAAGGAUAUGCACAGUGCUUGUGGUUCUGAGGUUACUAUGCACAACAAUGCCAACACCUUCUGUUUGCUCUUUACCAAGGAUGACUUUCUCAAGAUGGAAUACUAUGACGAUCUUAAACACUAUUACAAAUACUCUUAUGGUAUUCCUGAUAUCAACACUGAAAUGGCCUGUGAUUUAGCCAAGACUGUCAUGAAUAACAUUGAACUCGCGGUCAGCAAUACCACUGAAGAUUACCCUCGCUUGGACCUAAAAUUUGGCCACACUGAGACCUUAUUACCCUUCCGUACCUUCUUGGGUCUUCGUAAAGACAAAGAAACUUUGCACUGGAACUCUACACAACAAGUCAUCGAUAACCGCAAAUUCAAAAUGUCUGAAUUCAACUUUUUCGCAAACAACAUUGCUUUCCAGGUUUUGUCAUCCAAGAAUAGUACUGACAAGUUUGUGCGCGUUUUGGACAAUGAAGUUGCUAUUGUAUUUCCUGGUUGUGAUAAUGAAGUUUGUCCUAUUGAACAAUUCCGUAAGGCCUUGAAUCCUCUCUUGACUUGCGAUUUCAACAAAUUGUGUGCUGCUUAUUAA